This is a messenger RNA of Notolabrus celidotus (New Zealand spotty), 2544 nucleotides long. Its product is annotated as Xan_ur_permease domain-containing protein. The coding region runs from base 1 to 1842 and encodes 613 amino acids. The transcript is spliced from 12 exons. The record is from RefSeq and is a predicted model, not a curated record. Gene Ontology annotation, cellular component: membrane. Gene Ontology annotation, biological process: transmembrane transport. Lineage: Eukaryota; Metazoa; Chordata; Actinopteri; Labriformes; Labridae. Gene Ontology annotation, molecular function: transmembrane transporter activity.
AUGGCUCCAGAAAAGGAAAGAAAUGGUCUCAGCAACUAUGCAUUCACACUUGAAAAGCGUUUCAGUGAUCUACCUGACACGAAACAUGUGGAAGAAACGGACACGUCGUUGGAAGGAGACAGCAACAAGCUAGCAUACUGUGUAACGGAUGUACCUCCAUGGUAUCUGUGCAUCCUCCUAGGAAUCCAGCACUGUUUGACUGCUUUUGGAGGGAUCGUUGCCAUCCCGUUAAUCUUGUCUCAGGGCUUGUGUCUGCAACAUGACGGCCUCACACAAAGCCACCUCAUCAGUACCAUCUUCUUCGUCUCUGGUCUUUGCACUCUGCUGCAAGUGACCUUCGGCAUAAGACUGCCCAUUCUCCAAGGUGGGACUUUCACAUUGCUGUUACCUUCCAUGGCAAUGCUCUCCAUGCCAGAGUGGAAAUGUCCUGCUUGGACGCAAAAUGCAAGCCUGGUCAACACCUCCUCCCCCGAAUUCAUGGACGUGUGGCAGAGUCGCAUGAGAGCACUCCAGGGCUCCAUCAUGGUUGGCUCACUCUUCCAGGUGUUUGUCGGCUUCUCUGGCCUCAUUGGCCUCUUCAUGCGCUUCAUCGGUCCCCUCACCAUCGCUCCCACCAUCGCUCUCAUCGGACUGUCCCUGUUUGACUCAGCUGGUACCAGUGCUGGCUACCACUGGGGAAUCUCUGCAAUGACCACAGCACUGAUCAUCCUGUUCUCACAGUACCUCCGUCACAUCCCCGUGCCCUUUCCCAUGUACAGCAAGGACAAAAAGCUGCACACCUCCCGUGUCUACGUCUUCCAGAUCCUCCCUGUUCUGCUUGGAGUCUCUUUGUCCUGGCUUGUCUGCUACAUUUUGACGAUAUACAACAUUUUCCCUGCUGAUCCUGACGACUACGGUUACAGGGCUCGCACUGAUCUGAAGGGAGACGUUAUGAGCCAAGCCCCAUGGUUCACCUUUCCUUAUCCAGGUCAGUGGGGUGUGCCGACUGUGAGCCUGGCAGGGGUGGUUGGCAUCCUGGCUGGUGUGAUUUCCUCCAUGGUAGAGUCUGUAGGGGACUACCAUGCUUGUGCCAGGCUUUCUGGGGCUCCACCUCCUCCCAAACAUGCAAUCAACAGGGGUAUUGGGAUUGAAGGACUGGGCUGUCUGCUGGCUGGAGCCUGGGGGACAGGGAAUGGUACCACGUCAUACAGCGAGAACGUAGGAGCCCUCGGCAUUACAAAGGUUGGCAGUCGCAUGGUGAUAGUCGCCAGCGGAGUCCUGCUGGUGGUCAUGGGUUUGUUUGGUAAAGUGGGCGCCAUAUUCACCACCAUCCCCUCCCCCGUGGUAGGAGGGAUGUUCCUGGUUAUGUUUGGUGUCAUCGCUGCAGCAGGAGUUUCUAAUCUGCAGUAUGCAGAUAUGAAUUCAUCUCGAAACAUCUUCAUUUUUGGCUUCUCCAUGUUCUCUGGUUUGGUCAUUCCCAACUGGAUAUUGAAAAAUCAAAAGGCUGUGGUUACAGGUGUGGUUGAACUGGACCAGGUGCUGCAGGUUCUUUUGACGACCAGUAUGUUUGUAGGAGGAUUCUUUGGCUUCAUACUGGACAACACAAUACCAGGAUCCAAGCAUGAACGAGGCAUUUUGGCGUGGAACAAGGCCCACGAGGACGACUCCAGCAACACUCUUGAGAGCGGAGAAGUCUACGACCUUCCCUUCGGCUUCAGCUCUUACUCGUCUUCCUCCUGGCUCCGCUACAUACCUUUCUGCCCUCCUGGUGAGUCCACCUCGCUGGAGAGCGCCGCCCUGGAGCCAAAGCAGCCACUGGGACAUCCAGAGCCUCCACAGCUCAUCAUCGGAGUCACUCUCUGAGCAGUGUACUCUCUUCAGAGUGCCAUGAGUAGGAUUUUUCUGAAACUUUACCGUUAGAGGCAGCUUAGUUUGGACCUCCUGUUCAUCUUCAAAGACUCUGUACUGUAGAAACAUGGGCACAGUUUUUCACAUGACACUCUGAGGUGACAUUUGCAAGUGGCAUCUUGCAUUAGAUCUGUCAACACAUGGACUUGUAGUUAGUGUUCAUGGAUUUUUUGUAAAGUAUCAAUGAUAAAAUGCUGACAUUUAUAUACAAUCUUCAAUUCAUUUGCUUUUCUUUCAAGUAAUUUGUAUUCAUAGAGCAACACUGAUCUUUUGGGUGAAAGCUUGAUUUUUAUACUAGUUUUUAUGAUUUUAUUUGCCUUAAAGGUGAGGGUGCUAGAGAGCAAACACUGAAGAGAAAAGAAUACAAGUAAAUCCAACAUGUCAGUGUGCUAACAUGCAAAUCCAAGCUUGUAACCAUGUAUAUACAGUACCUCAUGUUUGAAACAACGUGCCUUUGACAGUCAGUAUUUUUAUGAUUUUGCUCAGUCGAUGCACUUUAUCAAACUGUGGCAACAGUUUGUCUGCAGGACGUUUCACAAAGGCUCCUCAUGUCCUGCAGUUCGACAAGAUGCAUUGUUUCAAAGUGCACUUAUUUUAAAGGAUAUUUAAAAAAAGGUAUUUGAUAUGUGUAUAAUAAACUCCUACAUGGAGCCAGUG